CACACACACACAAAAGCCCACUGGACAAAAACAGUCUCCCGGAGCCCGGGCCUGGCUGCGGGUCGUGGCUUUACGCAGCGUCCCCCUGCGCUUCUGUAACUUGUCUUUAAAUGUUGGAGGAGGAUCCGGGGGACAGCAGGACUCGACCCGGCGGCGCAGCGGCGACCGCCUCCGACUAGAGGGAAUAUGUGGCUCUCCUGGCUGACUUGUGCACUUGUGCUGGGAACUUUGUGUGCAGGACGGAGCCGCGGGGAGGCCGACACCAGGGAGUGUUUGUACUACAACGUCAACUUCGAGAUCGAGAAGACCAACCGGAGCGGCGUGGAGCGCUGCGAGGGCGAGAAGGACAAGCGCUCGCACUGCUACGCCUCCUGGAGGAACAACUCGGGCUCCAUCGAGCUGGUGAAGAAGGGCUGCUGGCUGGACGACUUCAACUGCUACGACCGACAGGAGUGUGUGGCGACGGAGGAGAGCCCUCAGGUCUUCUUCUGCUGCUGCGAAGGAAACUUUUGCAACGAGAGGUUCACACACCUGCCGGACGCCGCCGGACCACUGAUUAAAGCCCCGCCCCCCAGCUUUGGCGUGUUAAACGUGAUGAUUUACUGCCUCCUGCCCGUCACCAUGCUGUCCGUGGCUCUGCUCACUGCCGUCUGGAUGUACCGACACCGGAAGCCUCCGUACGGACACGUGGACGUCACCGAGGAUCCGGGUCCUCCUCCUGCCUCCCCCCUGCUAGGUCUCAAGCCUCUGCAGUUGCUGGAGGUGAAGGCCAGGGGGCGCUUCGGCUGCGUCUGGAAGGCCCAGAUAAUGAAUGAAUACGUGGCCGUCAAGAUCUUCCCCAUCCAGAAUAAGGAAUCGUGGCAGAACGAGAGAGACGUGUUCACCACACCAGGUAUGAGGCACGAAAACAUCCUGAGGUACGUCGGCGCAGAGAAGCGAGGGAGUCACCUGGAGGCCGAACUGUGGCUCAUCACCGAAUUCCACGAGAGGGGCUCUCUGUCGGACUUCCUGAAGGGAAACGCGGUCAGCUGGUCCGAGCUGUGUCACGUAGCCGAGUCCAUGGCGUGCGGCCUGGCUUACCUUCACGAAGACGUACCCCGCCAGAAAGGGGAGGGACCCAAACCGGCCAUCGCUCACAGGGAUUUUAAGAGUAAGAACAUCAUGUUGCGUUCAGACCUCACAGCAAUAAUCGGUGACUUUGGUCUGGCCGUUCUCUUCGAGCCGGGGAAACCACCUGGAGAGACACAUGGACAGGUGGGGACCAGGCGUUACAUGGCUCCGGAGGUUUUAGAAGGAGCCAUCAACUUCCAGCGAGACGCCUUCCUUCGAAUCGACAUGUACGCCAUGGGCCUGGUGCUGUGGGAGCUGGUGUCCCGCUGCAAGGCCGCCGACGGUCCGGUGGAUGAGUACAUGCUGCCGUUUGAGGAGGAGGUCGGUCAGCAUCCGUCACUGGAGGACCUGCAGGAAAUUGUCGUCCACAAGAAGAUGAGACCGGCCUUCAAAGACCUCUGGCUCAAACACAGCGGUCUGGCUCAGAUCUGCGAGACGGCGGAGGAGUGCUGGGAUCACGACGCCGAGGCUCGUCUGUCGGCCGGCUGCGUGGAGGAGAGGAUCUCCCAGGUCCGCCGCCUCAACGCCACCAUCGCCCCGCCUACCUCCGACCACCACGCCCUGCUGGUGUCCACGGUCACAUCUGUUCCCAUGGUAACCAAUGUGGACCUGCCGCCCAAAGAGUCCAGUAUAUGAGGAGGAAGUAGAAGUCCAACAAAACAAAACGAAAAAAACAAAAAAAAAAAGAAACUUUUUGGGAGGCCUGUUGUUACCGGUGAUUUUUCCUGACGUUCGGUUCAACUUCCUCUGAAAAUGGCCGAAUGACACUAAAACACACACACAACACAUCAUCUGUUCUCAGUGGAAUUUUACAACCUGCACCAGAAAUACGGCGUGAAAGCAGCUGCUACUUCAUCUCUUUGGAUCGUGUUUUUUAACUUUUUCUUUGGUUCCCUUCGCUCUUCGUCCUUUUGGACAAACUUCGCCACACAUCCUCGUUUCCCCGGAGUUCUCCUCUCUCCUUUUAACCGAGUUUGUGUGUGUAUUUUACGGAAAAGCGGAGGAAACGCGCACACACAGGAAAACCCAACACGGAAACGCAUUCAGGUCCCGACUCAGUGAAUGCUCUUCUAUCUCCAGGUACCUCAGCGAAGACUUUCCUUACUUUUUGCAAAAUUUUUUAUGGUUUUCCUCGUGCAUUCCUCCCUCCGCUGUCGUCUUCUAUUCCUCCGACAGAUCUGGACUUAUCUACCUACCUGGCAACUUCGCCAACCGCCGUCACCUAGCAACCACCUACCAUCAGCCUGCCGUUGGGACGUUUUUUUUACUACGAUGCUGCAAAACCCUUGUAGGAACGCAAUGACUGUUAAACAAACACCGACAGCAAAGGUUUCAAAGUUGAGUUUUUCUACCUUUUCUUGGACUUUCUUUUCUAUUUUUCUCCUGUGACCACACGUUGCUGAUCACACACGACAAACCUUCGGAUCCAACGGGUCGUAUCCAAAAAGACGGGAAACAGGAAGUGAGGUCGGAAGGAAAGACGUGAAAAACAAAAACCAGAAACACUGGACAGUGGUUGUUUUUGUUUCCUUUCUCUCGCUCCCUUUUUUUCUGUUCAACUGUUAUAAUUUGAGGUUGAGGACGGAACUCUGACGGGAUUGGUUGUCAGGAUCCAGGAGGCAGACGUCUUGCAUGCAGAGAUUUGAUUGGCUGUCCGCGGUCAACCGCAGCAUUUUGGUUGGCUCAGAAAUUAAACUUCUCAGGUAACCAGGU
Xiphias gladius (swordfish) is the source of this 2823-nucleotide messenger RNA. It is a transcript of the gene acvr2ba, whose product is annotated as activin A receptor type 2Ba. The transcript is spliced from 11 exons. Bases 187 to 1746 code for a protein of 519 amino acids. Gene Ontology annotation, biological process: protein phosphorylation; activin receptor signaling pathway; cellular response to growth factor stimulus. Gene Ontology annotation, molecular function: ATP binding; activin receptor activity; activin binding. Gene Ontology annotation, cellular component: activin receptor complex; plasma membrane. Lineage: Eukaryota; Metazoa; Chordata; Actinopteri; Istiophoriformes; Xiphiidae. The record is from RefSeq and is a predicted model, not a curated record.